AAACAAACAAGAAAGUGGUUUGUCUGUACAGCAGCAAAGAGUGCUCUAACAGGCCACUGCUACACAAGCAGGAAACCAACCUAAUCAACAACACACAUUUGAGACGAUGCUGAGAGUUGUGGGACAUCUGUUGUGUCUCUUUAUAUGCCGUCGGGGAGCUGAUGGCUUGACAGAGACACUGAUGGAACUUGGACAGAAUACAACCAUAUACUGUUCUCUUAACAUAGAAAGUGCAUACUGGUACAUUCAGCACCAACCACAGCCUUGAACCAUUGUUCAAACAGAAUGUGACAGUAGAUGAUUGUGGCCUGUUCUACUGUGCAAAAAAAAAGGAGAGGGUAGAUUGAUAUUCAGCAAUGGUACCAGACUCAUGACCGCUGAUGUUUAUGCUGACUAUCCCAAUCAGACAAGCCAGACGUCCAGCUAUACAAACCAGACCUCCAACUACAGGUCAUCAUGGGAGAACUGUCUUCUGUUAAUUUACAGUGUUCUGAAUGUUAUUCUGAUGGUUAUGAUCCUGGUGCUAAUCUUGACCUUGCCAUGUCAGAACAGGAACUCUCCUUCAAAACUAACAUCAAGACGCCAAAUAGACAUAAGAGGUGCUGGUUGCCGGUUUGUGUGAUCCUGUUGAUUGGACCCCAAGUCUCUUCGCAGGUCAAAGUUGAAGGCUUCAAGGGAGAUAAUGUUAUCUUGCCUUGCACAUACAUUGAGAAGAAGGAGCAUAAAAAUGUCACAAUUUUUUGGCAAACCGCAGAUGAUGACACUGUCUACAGUAUUAUUGAUGGAAAAGCAGAUUUGGCCAAGCAAUACUCUCAGUUCAUCAACAGAACCAGUAUGUUCUCUGAUGAGUGGACAAAUGGCAACUUCUCUCUCCUACUGAUUGAUCUCCAUAGCACAGAUAGUGGGAGUUAUUCAUGUUUCAUACCAACAGAGGACAUUCUUCGUCAAGUGGAACUUUCUGUUCAAGAGAAACCAACUCCUGAGCCUAAACCAACUCCUGAGCCUAAACUAACUCCUGAGCCUACAAAUAGCAGCAGCGUGAGCCUCAGAGGACAGAACCUCAGCCCCUUCCUGUUUCUCCUCCUCAGUCAAAUGGUCUACCUUCUUUGACUCACAGCAUAGAAAUUGGUCAUUGUGCCAUUUUAUGUGGCUUUGUUUUGCAACUUCUCUGUGUUCAAUUGUCAGAAAUAUCUUUUCUCGCUAUAUGUAUGAAAUAUGAAAUGCAAAAUAUAGGCUACCACUUGCUAGAACUCUUUAUUGAUGUGAUGAGUAAAUGCAUAACACUUUUUUAAACAUGGGUAAUCUGUGAAAUCAAAAUAGGAAAUACAUUUGAAAUAGGAUUUGAAAUAGGGUUGAAAUAAGAUUGUGUGGUGUGUCACUCCUAUCAAUAAAGCUUCAAUUACAAGGCUAUUAAAGUUAUAUACAGCCAAUUGACUGUCAUUUUGGUGAGAACUUGAGAUUGAACAUAUUUGUGUGUUUUUUGUUGUUUCAAUCAGCUUUUUCUUUUACUAAGACAUUUUCUUUAACUUAAAGUAAACGUUCACUUCCUCAAUACUCUUGAAUAAAGUCUGUUGCUAUUCCUUUUUGCAAACUAUGGUUUGAUCAUGUGGUUGUACACUCCGUUCAGUCUCAAGGUCUCAUCACUCACUGCUCACCGGUGGUGCCUGUCCAUUCUGUAAGACCAUUAUUAUGAAUUUGCUUAUUCAUUUUACAUUCAUUUUUACAAUGAAUUAAGUAAGUGUGUCUUCUGUUCUAAAAUGUAUUUAGAAGGACUGAGAAGCUCAGCUCUGGUGACUUUUCAAAAGGACAUUCUACUUCCAAAUGAAUGAAAAUAAAAUUAUACUGACACCAUCU
Oncorhynchus kisutch (coho salmon) is the source of this 1854-nucleotide messenger RNA. RefSeq names its product CD276 antigen homolog. The record is from RefSeq and is a predicted model, not a curated record. Lineage: Eukaryota; Metazoa; Chordata; Actinopteri; Salmoniformes; Salmonidae. The transcript is spliced from 7 exons. Gene Ontology annotation, biological process: positive regulation of T cell proliferation; negative regulation of T cell proliferation; immune response. Bases 457 to 1110 code for a protein of 217 amino acids. Gene Ontology annotation, cellular component: external side of plasma membrane.